UGCGUACAGCGCUGGGAAGCCUUCCGGCCAGGCUCGCGACGCAUGCGCGGUUGGGCCUCCGUCUCUCGCAGCACCGUCUGUUGGCCAUGGGAGCGGCGGCGGCCGAGGCGGACCGGACCCUCUUCGUGGGGAACCUGGACCCCGGCGUCACCGAGGAGCUGCUCUUCGAGCUCUUCCUUCAGGGGGGCCCGGUGUUGAACGUGAAGAUCCCGAAGGACCGGGAGGGGAAGGCGAAGUCAUUUGCCUUUGUGAACUUCAAACACGAGGAGUCCGUCCCGUACGGCAUGAGCCUCCUCAACGGGAUCAAGCUCUUCGGGAGGCCCCUCAAGAUACAGUUCCGAUCAGGAAGCAGCCAUGCAUCUCAGGACAACGGCGCCCUCUACUCCUCUCAGAAUGGGGGCCUCUCUGUCGCGCAGCAUCAACAACAAGCGCCAGCCACAAAUACCAACAGCUGGUACGAGAGGAGCACAGAGAACUUUUCAGCUGCUUCAUCGUCAUCGUCGGUGUCGCGGUCUUUCUCCUCCUUUCCCCUGGAAAACCUCCAGAGACAAGCGGUGCUGGUGAGCAGUGGUGGAGCGUGGCAGCAGCAGCAGCAGGCCUCCCCCCUGCGCGUGGAUGCGAGCUUCCCCUUCCUGCCCCCGCCGUGCCGUCCUUCUCCGUGGUGCCACGAGGCCUCUUCUCUGGCGCAGCGCAAGGCCCGCCCGGCCUCCCGCCCCUACCCGGCCGAGGGGCGCCACUACGGCCGCGAGCAGCAGCCAAUGGCCAUGGCGCAGCGGGGCGGCGACCAUUUCCACCCCCACGGCGGAUGGAGCCACGAUUACAGCCCCCACUCCCGCAGGGAGGGCAAGUGGCAACGGCCCUCCCGACAUUGAGGCGCGCACACGAGCCACACACCGUUCACCCUUCUUCCUUCUUUUGCAUUGAGGCAGACCCUUCGCAAUGCGCUCCCCACACUACCCUCUUGCGGGUGAGGUGGACCGAGGAGGAGGAGGAUGGGGGUUGGAAACACCCGACCCGAGAACCCCAAAAAGAAAGAGAUCCUUUUUAUAAAAAUGUGUGUUUUUUACAAAAUAAUAAUUCACCUCCAUCAUCUAUUUUGACAGAAGCCGGUUCCUGUUUGAUGGGAUAAUGAGGCGGUUCUUCUCUCUCCUUCCCUUUUGCUUUUUUUAAUGCAAGGGAGGCUUUGUAGGCAGCGACUCCACCAGUUGCUCCACAGCUUCUCAACAGAAGAGAUCCUUAGAUAGAUAUGGAUAUGGAUAUGGAGGUAAUUAGAUAGAUAGAUGUCUCUCUGAUCUCUCUCUCUCUCUCUUCAAUAUGGAGAUAGAUAUAUGGAUGUGUGUGUGUGUGUAUAUAUAUAUAUGGAUCUGGGAGUGAUUGGAGAGAUAGAUAGAUCGAUCUCUCCCCAAUGUGUAUCUAUCUUUCUCUUCAAUAUGGAGAUGGAUAUAUAUACAUGGAUAAUCUAUCUAUCUAGCUCUUCAAUUUGGAGAUUGGUAAAUAGAUGGAUUUGUGUGUGUGUGUGUGUGUGUGUAUGGAGAUAUAUAUGGAUCUGGAGGUGAUUGGAGAGAGAUAUAUUUCCAAUUUCUCUCCAAUAUCUACCUAUCUACCUGUCAAUAUCUAUCAGUCUAGCAAUAUCUAUCUAUCUCUGAUCACUUCCAGUCUGUAUUUUGGCAAAAUCAGCUCCGUUUCCACUUUAUUGUCCGUUGUCAGGAGGAAAAGAGGGAAGGGGAAACGGCCGCCGUGUAUUUUAUUAUAAAAGAGGAGGAGGGGGAAUCUGAGACGAUGCAGCAUUUUGGUUGUGUUUUAAAGAAAACCACGAAUACGGACAUUAUUUUUCUAGGCGCUGAAUGCUUUUUGGGGUCCUUGUUGAGAGACUGUUCAGAGGUGAAAGACUUUAUACUGAAAAUGUGCUCAUUAUUAUUAGUAUUUUCUCGUGGAUUUUUAAAAAAAAUAUAAAGCCAGCAGUAUCAGGAGGACGUUUUGUUUUUCCCCCCCCAAACCAGGAAAGUGAUUAAAAAACCUCUCAGGAAACCAUCGUAUUGUGUGUAUACAUAUAUAUAUUUGUGUGUGUUUUUAUAACGAGCUUUUAAAAAUCUAAAGCAAAGCAAGUAUUGAUAACCGGAAUUGAUUGAAUAGCUACAGAAAACAAUUACAAAAUGAAAACAUUUGAUUUUGGAGUUAAAUACGGAAAAAGCGAAAAUCGAUGUCUGUCCUUAGAAGUAUUGGUCCGAAUGGUAUUAUUCCAGAAAGUUAUAUUGAAGUUGCUGUUUGGAAAUCAAAGCAGUGAUAUUGAUAAAAUAUUGAUAAGUUUUCAGAUGGGAGAAAAAAAAACAUUCCUUUAAUUUGUGUACAUCUCUAUAUUUUCACGGGAAUAAACAUCUUUUCAAACUUUC
Molecule: messenger RNA, 2390 nt
Organism: Anolis carolinensis (green anole)
Lineage: Eukaryota; Metazoa; Chordata; Lepidosauria; Squamata; Anolidae
Gene: rbm7
Product: RNA binding motif protein 7
Exons: 5
Coding region: 87-872 (261 amino acids)
Biological process (GO): regulation of alternative mRNA splicing, via spliceosome
Cellular component (GO): nucleus
Molecular function (GO): single-stranded RNA binding
Source: RefSeq, a predicted model, not a curated record